Messenger RNA from Seriola dumerili (greater amberjack), 1060 nucleotides. It is a transcript of the gene suds3, whose product is annotated as SDS3 homolog, SIN3A corepressor complex component. The record is from RefSeq and is a predicted model, not a curated record. Lineage: Eukaryota; Metazoa; Chordata; Actinopteri; Carangiformes; Carangidae. Gene Ontology annotation, molecular function: histone deacetylase binding. The transcript is spliced from 12 exons. Bases 82 to 1038 code for a protein of 318 amino acids. Gene Ontology annotation, cellular component: Sin3-type complex. Gene Ontology annotation, biological process: negative regulation of transcription by RNA polymerase II.
UGUAGGCGCUGUUCCAAGCAAGCUGCAAAAACACAAAUCGAUUGUUUAUUUUGUGUUUGUUUACAUUUUCCAAUCGAACAAAUGGCUUCGACUUUGCUAUCGCCUAUGGUGGAUUAUUACAAUGAUGAAGAAGAACUUGAUAGCGUGGAUGACGACGAUGAUCGGAGUUUCAGGGGGAGAGACUCAGAAGAAGACACAGAGGAUGCCAGUGAAACAGACCUUGCCAAGCAUGAUGAGGAUGACUAUGUGGAAAUCAAAGAGCAAAUGUACCAAGACAAACUGGCCUCCCUGAAAAGACAGCUGCAGCAGUUACAAGAAGGUACUCUGCAGGAGUAUCAGAAGAGGAUGAAGAAGCUGGAUCAGCAGUACAAAGAGAGGCUCCGAAAUGCAGAUUUAUUUCUGCAACUUGAGACAGAGCAGGUGGAGAGGAACUACAUCAAGGAGAAGAAGGCAGCGGUGAAGGAGUUUGACGACAAAAAGGUGGAACUAAAGGAAAACCUAAUUGCAGAGCUGGAAGAGAAGAAGAAGAUGAUUGAGAAUGAAAAAUUAACAAUGGAGCUGACAGGAGACUCAAUGGAGGUUAAACCAAUCAUGACUCGGAAGCUGAGGAGACGGCCCAAUGAUCCAGUCCCAAUACCAGACAAACGAAGAAAACCUGCACCAGCUCAGCUAAAUUAUUUGUUAACAGACGAACAGAUAAUGGAAGAUCUAAGAACACUUAAUAAGCUUAAAUCACCGAAACGGCCAGUGUCUCCCUCGUCCCCAGAGCACGUCCCCUCGGCUCCCAUGGAGAACCCCUCCCAGCGUUACGAGGCCCGCAUCGAGGAGGGGAAACUUUACUACGACAAAAGAUGGUACCACAAGAGCCAGGCCAUCUACUUGGAAUCAAAGGACAAUACAAAGAUUAGCUGUGUCAUCAGCUCAGUGGGGACCAAUGAGAUUUGGGUGAGGAAGACGAGCGACAGUACGAAGAUGAGGAUCUACCUGGGACAGCUGCAGAGAGGAGCGUUUGUCAUCCGUCGACGGUCGGCUGCAUGAAACAUCACCCCCCCCACCCCCA